AAAUUUCAAGUAAAACAUUCGAUAAAUAAGAGUGAAAACUCCGAAUUGUUCGCCUUGUCCCAAGCUCCCAAUUUUUCACUGCUACAAAGCCAACAGCGACAGACCAACGUCUCUUUAAGAUUGUUCCCAGAACCAGAUCGGAUCAUCGCACUCUUCUGCACUUCGACAUUCCGAAGAUCUUGAACGAGAUCUCCGUGGUAACAAUCUCUGUGAUUUUUUCUGGUCAGUCAAUGUUUUCUUCGUGCAUUUUGGAAGCACAACAAAGAAACAUUUCUGUAUGAUUUUGUGGCUUCUCUCCUUCCCGGUAAUGAAUUCAUUGGCUGAUUCCUUAAAUCAUGUAACGUCGAUUCUUUGAGAGGUGGGCGCAUUGUAUGUGGAUCAAUUGCUGUGUUACGCAUUACGAUCUAUCAGUGAUAGCUGCUUUCCUGGAGGCUUUGGAACAAUUAAGAAUUUUUUCAAAGGGUUUUUUUUUUUUGGUUGUAUAAAUGAGAGAAGAUUGCAAAGCUAGCUGUUCCUUCUGCUAUUACAGUGGAUUUGAGGAUUUGCCACUAAAUGUUGGGCAUUUUUUGGUUUUUUUCUUUAAUCAGAUUGAGAUUCAAGAUAUGUCAAUUCUGACAUCUGGUGGUUCCGGUUGAAUUGGUGUGGUUUACCGAGUAUUGAGAUCAAUUCAGGAGUUCUUGGUGCACUUUUUUUCUGUUGCUUUGUUUUCUCGAAGCAGCCAACCGAUAAUAUUUGGGGGAAUUUAUAAUUAAUUUCAAUAGUUUUGAGGAAGGUGUUCUUGCUGUAUUCUUUCAUCUGUCUUGGUUUUAAUAUGGUGUAUAGACUGGAUGAAAAUUGGAAGGCCUUAGGGUAGUUGUUGCGGGUGUGCUCGUAGAUGGCUUCAACUUAGAAUGCAAAAGGAGAUGGUAGAAAACAAUUUAGAAACAGAAAAGUGUGCAUUUGUGGGGGAUAGUGAUAUUCAAGGUGGAAACCAGGGUCUUCGCCGGGAGCCUUCUUUCUCAGGUUGGUGUGAUGAGAAUGGGAUCAUUCAUUCAGCUCUUUCUUCAGACAAUGCUGAUCUAAGCAUAGAAGAUUCUGAUUUUGAAUUGCCUUUGCUUGAAGGAGACGGGUCAGAAGGUGGAUGUUUAGGUGGGGAAAGACAAAAAUUUAGUAAGUCUAAGCUGAGAAGUAUGCAUAUCAAUGGAGGUCAUUCCUUGGAUAAUACAUCUUACCAUAUCGAAGGGAAUGGAAAUGAGAGAAACUAUGUUCCAUUUGAUGUUGAAAAUGGCUCUGGGAGCCAACCGCAUGGCUCUGCUUCACAAGGAACACAUAAAACAGUAUCAGAUACUCAAAGCCCUAUUUCUGUAGUUGUUGUUCUUAAGACAUUGUUUUUCAUAGUCGUAUGGUACAGCUUCAGUACUUGUUUGACUCUAUAUAACAAAACACUUUUAGGAGAUGAUUUGGGAAAGUUUCCUGCUCCAAUGUUGAUGAACACUGUCCACUUUGGAAUGCAAGCUUUUCUGUCUAAUGCAAUUACAUGGUUUUGGGCCAAAAGAUUUCGACCCAGAGUAGCCAUGUCAUGGAGAGAUUACUUUAUGCGAGUUGUACCAACAGCUCUUGGAACUGCGCUGGAUAUAAACCUGAGCAAUGCCUCUCUUGUUUUCAUCUCUGUAACAUUUGCAACUAUGUGUAAAUCUGCGUCUCCUAUUUUUCUCCUCCUAUUUGCCUUUGGAUUCAGGCUGGAGACUCCAAGCAUCAAACUUUUUGGCAUCAUGUUACUCAUCUCUUUUGGAAUUCUAUUGACAGUUGCAAGGGAGACAGAAUUUGAGCUUUGGGGCUUCAUUUUUGUCAUGCUUGCUGCUGUUAUGUCUGGCUUUCGUUGGUGCAUGACUCAAAUUCUCUUGCAGAGAGAGGCCUAUGGUUUAAAGGAUCCCCUUACGCUGAUGAGCUAUGUGACUCCAGUUAUGGCUGUAUCAACUGCUCUACUCUCUCUUGUAAUGGAUCCUUGGGAUGAGUUCAAAAAGAACAAUUACUUCAAUAGUUCAUGGCAUGUUCUUCGAAGCACCUUGCUAAUGAUUUUUGGAGGAACCCUUGCCUUUUUUAUGGUUUUGACAGAAUAUAUACUUGUCUCAGUAACCAGUGCAGUGACUGUAAACAUUGCAGGGGUUGUUAAAGAGGCAGUUACUAUUUUGGUUGCAGUGUUUUACUUCCACGAUCAGUUUACCUGGUUGAAAGGGAUUGGGCUCAUUACAAUCAUGGUUGGAGUUAGUUUAUUCAACUGGUUCAAGAUCUUUGUGUUUGAUCAAGGAAAAAGGGUUUGGCGUCUGAUCCAAGCGACUCCUUGCGGCGUGAAGUCCAGGAGGGUUCUUCAAGUGUCUUCUUCUUAUUGUUUUUCAAUUAUCCUCCAGCUUUACUUUCAAGGAUCUGCUACUGCUCAACAGAACAGGUAUUUUAUAUUUCAAAUCUGCCCAAAACAUCACCCUUUUCUGUACAAUCGGUUACUGGAAUCUGUAGUAGUUCUAGUCCUUUGUUGGGGCUAUAAUUUUGAUCGAAGUUUCUUCUAUACCCCAGGAAGGCUCGAUCCAAGUUGGGUCUGGUUCUGACCAGCCGAUUGAAUGUUUCCUAAAAUCUCUUGGUUUUUGUCUUCUAGUGAUCUGCCUUGGCCAGAACUGAAAUUGAUUGGCCUGGGGGUAAUUUCUAUUGUGGUUUCGGGUUCUGAAUCAUUAUUUAACAGU
Messenger RNA from Macadamia integrifolia, 2714 nucleotides. RefSeq names its product probable sugar phosphate/phosphate translocator At1g06470. Bases 891 to 2582 code for a protein of 563 amino acids. Gene Ontology annotation, cellular component: endoplasmic reticulum-Golgi intermediate compartment; Golgi apparatus; cis-Golgi network. The transcript has 11 exons. Gene Ontology annotation, biological process: UDP-glucose transmembrane transport. The record is from RefSeq and is a predicted model, not a curated record. NCBI's taxonomy places the organism in Eukaryota, Viridiplantae, Streptophyta, Magnoliopsida, Proteales, Proteaceae. Gene Ontology annotation, molecular function: antiporter activity.